CACAGCCCCGACCCCGCGGGGCGCAGCCCCGACCCGGCCCGGGCACGGCUCCCCCCCUGCGGUGCGUCCCGCCGGGAGGGAACGGUCGGAUCGCCGCCCCAUACGCCCCCGCCUUCCCUCGUCCCCCCGCGGCCCGGCUACAGGUUUGGGGGGUCGUUCUUGCUGCCCCCGGCGUUGCGGGUGCUGCCAGCCCCGGGUCGGUGUCCUUGACCUUCGCGGCUUGAGGAGGCUGGGCAAGGCAAGCUUUGCACCCAGCGCGCGGGUUGUGGCUCAGGCGAGUUAAAAUCCGGCCUGGAGAAACACACUGCCAAGUUCUUGAAAUGGACUUGGUCGCCCACAGGCUUGGCGGGGCUUCGGCGUGGGUUUUUUCCCUUUGUCUAACAUAAAGGAUUACUGUUUCCAGAGGGGCUCCUUUUGGUCAAAACGACCAGAAAACAGAAACAUUUCAGCGAAGCAAUUGCUGCUAACCUUCUCACCAGGCCUAUGGAGCCACGAGGGAUUGUCAAAGCCUUUCCCAAGAGGAAGAAGGUGAGGGAUGACUCAGGGAAAAGUGUCCCUCCAAAGAUCCCAAAAGAUGAAGGAACAGAGGUACCUGAGGCAGAGUGGCUGAAACCCGUCACUGCCUAUGUGCUGCAAGCUGGCCUUGGCCAGGCCAGGGCAGAGAUCUUCCACAAGCAGAUUGUCCACAAUGGGGGUGUCGUACAGAGCCAGCUCUCCCCGGAGGUGACACACGUCAUUGUGGCUGAAGACAUGGACUGUGACCGGGCCUUUCGGCUCCUCAAACUAACCAAGCUGCCCCCGGGGCUGCAGCUGGUGAAGGCGUCCUGGCUAAGUGCUUGCAUCAGAGACCAGAAGCUGCUGAGUACUACUGGCUAUGGUGUCUUCAUCCCUCACAGGUACCUGGAGGAGGCAGAACUCCAGAAAGAACAGCAGCAGAUCAGUGAAGAAAUCCAGCCCCCGGCAGAGGAGGGAACAGUGAAACGAGAUACUGAAUCACAGGUGGUGGAUUCCUCACAGCGGGGCCUGAGCACCCUUGGACAGCACAAACUGGCUGAGAAAUACUCUGAUGAUGAAGACAGUGAAGGAGAAGAUGCUAGUGUCACCCAGGGAGAUCUGGAAGCAUUGAUUUCUGGCCGCUACCCUGUGAAAUCAUCAGAGGAGACCAGUGACAGCUCUUCCACAGUGGCCCAGCCUCCCAGCAAGUGGGUUUGUGCCCAGUCUUCCAACAGCAAGAAGGAGAAUCACAACCAAUGUAUCACAGAGAAGCUGGAAGUGCUGGCAAAGGCUUACUCUGUUCAGGGGGACAAGUGGAGAGCUCUGGGCUACACCAAAGCCAUCAAUGCGCUCAAGAGCUACCACAAACCGGUCACCUCCUACCAGGAAGCCUGUAAAAUCCCUGGGAUUGGGAAGCGGAUGGCAGAGAAGAUCCUGGAGAUCUUGGAGAGUGGGCACCUGCGCAAGCUGGAUCACAUCAGUGAGAGUGUGCCUGUGCUGGAGUUGUUUUCCAACAUCUGGGGAGCAGGGGUCAAGACAGCUCAGACGUGGUACCAGCAGGGUUUCCGGACACUGGAUGAUAUCCGCACCAAGGCGACCCUCACCAGCCAACAAGCUGUGGGACUGAAGCACUACACGGAUUUCCUGGAGCGCAUGCCUCGGGAGGAAGCUGCACAAAUAGAGCAGACUGUCAGACAAGCUGCCCUGGCCCUGAAGCCAGGGCUUGUGUGUGUGGCCUGUGGCUCCUACCGUCGGGGGAAGCCCACCUGUGGAGAUGUGGAUGUGCUGGUCACUCACCCAGAUGGGCAGUCUCACCGUGGGGUGUUCAACAAGCUCCUCGACAGCCUCCACAGGAGCGGCUUCCUGACAGAUGACCUGGUGAGUCAGGAGGACAAUGGUGAGCAGAAGAAGUACCUGGGGGUGUGCCGGCUCCCUGGGCCGGCCCAGCGGCACCGCCGGCUCGACAUCAUCGUGAUGCCGUACAGCGAGUUCGCCUGCGCCCUGCUGUACUUCACCGGCUCCGCUCACUUCAACCGCUCCAUGCGGGCCCUGGCCAAGACCAAAGGCAUGAGCCUGUCAGAGCACGCCCUCAGCUCCGCCGUGGUGCGAGGCCGUGGAGGGGUCAAGGUGUCAGCUGGUCACACUCUGCCCACUCCCACUGAGAGAGAUGUCUUUGUUCAGCUGGGGCUGCCGUACCGGGAGCCCUCGGAACGGGACUGGUGAUGCCCGUUUGUCACCCAGCACCCUGGGCCUGCUGCUGUGCUGCUGUUUCAAGGGGUGCUGGUUUCCCCAGCACUGCUUUGCGGUGGUUGCAGACUGAGGAAUGUAUUCCAGCAAACUGGGGCUCCUUUCAAGUGAGAGACCCUGCUGUGACAGGGCUGUGUGUCCCCCAGCAGAGGCUGUGGGCUGGAACCACGCUGGAAGCACAUCAAGGCAGCCUCUGGCUACCAAAAGGGCUCCCAGCCCGUCAGCUACCCUGGUCCUGCUUUUCCCAGUUUCAGAAGGCUGGACUGCAGAGCCUUGUGAUCCAGCCCCUGGCAGUGCUUGGGAAUAGAAGUGGUAUGCAUCUUCUGUGUCUGAGCACUGACACCAAAAUUUCUGUCCUGAGCUAUGAAUGAAGGCAGCAGAGGUCUAGCUUGGCUGUGGAAUAGGCCUUCCCACUUCUCACUACUGCUGGCAGCUGCUACUGAAGGAAUCAUGAAGAGUUCCCCUAUGCUGCUGUUUUGUUGUUCUGUCUGAGCUGACAUGUGUCCACUGAUGGGUCUCACUGCACAGGGCCAGACUGCUCUGCCACCAGCAGCAGACUGCCACUGAGGUGCUGUGCCUGCUUGCUCUCAGCUUGUCGUGUGCUGGGGAUCCUCCAGAUCCACAGAGAGCCCUGGUCUGGCCCUCUCCUUUCCUCUCAGUGCAGGAGAGGAGCAGACCUCACAGCUUGGGGGACUGUGCUCAGGAAGGGUGUGAAUGUAAUGGCACUGAAUGUAACCCAGCAGGGCUGUGUGUCUGUGUGUAGGAGGCAUGGAGACAGAGAGAAACACAAGGAGAUAGUUAAGUUCUAAUUUGGGCAAAUUAGAACUUAAUUAGCUUUCCCCUUUUUUCUGUAGAAACCAUGGAGUCAUCUGGUCUUUGAUCAGGGAAAGUGUGCGUGUGUGUGUUUGUGUAUGCAUGUGCAUGUGGCUGACCCUGCCAGUUCCAUGGGAGUGAAUUUUAUUUCUCAGGAAGCCUCAACUGUUUUAUAUUCUGGAGAUGAAUUUCCCAGAGACGUUCAGUGCUGUGUCUCCAUUAUGGGUAUUGCAGUGGUUCCUCCUGGCAGAGGUGCUGCUCUGCGGCAUUGGCUGCCAGAGGUGCCAUGGUGGGCAUUUCUGUGCCAGGACCCCGGGGCUCCUGCUCCCUUGUCUUGUGGGAGACCCAGCCAUCCCCACUCUGCACUUUGCCUCGUCUUUGUCACACACAGUGACAAGCUACCUAUUUGCUGCUGGGGCAGGCACAAGGACACUAAACCUGGUGGUUUGCACAGUUCCUCUGCACUGUCAGUCGUGGCUGCUGAGCACCAGCAGUGGGGCUGGGGCUUUGCUGGGGGGGCCCCAAGCCCAGGAGUGGCAUUUGUCAGCUCAGCCUUUCUGCUGGACACCCAAGGGAAAUGAAUGUCUUUUGGCAAGUCUUGGUGCAUUUACAUUUGAAGUGUAAUAAAUCCCUUCUCUCUU
Messenger RNA from Chiroxiphia lanceolata (lance-tailed manakin), 3695 nucleotides. RefSeq names its product DNA polymerase lambda (gene POLL). The transcript has 9 exons. The record is from RefSeq and is a predicted model, not a curated record. Lineage: Eukaryota; Metazoa; Chordata; Aves; Passeriformes; Pipridae. Gene Ontology annotation, cellular component: nucleus. Gene Ontology annotation, molecular function: DNA-directed DNA polymerase activity; DNA binding. Bases 484 to 2217 code for a protein of 577 amino acids. Gene Ontology annotation, biological process: double-strand break repair via nonhomologous end joining.